Aspergillus eucalypticola CBS 122712 is the source of this 315-nucleotide messenger RNA. RefSeq lists its product as uncharacterized. The record is from RefSeq and is a predicted model, not a curated record. Bases 1 to 315 code for a protein of 104 amino acids. Lineage: Eukaryota; Fungi; Ascomycota; Eurotiomycetes; Eurotiales; Aspergillaceae. The transcript has a single exon.
AUGCCCGAGGCUUAUGGAUAUAUCACUUGGCAGUCUCCAAAUCAAGCUGAGGGCCAUUUCAAUAUCGGUGGUCCAGAUUAUAUAUGCUCUCUGAGAACCAACUCUCAGCUUCCAUAUUUUAUGUUAAAUUCAGCCAAACUGAAUUACGAUAGCACUGACCAACUUGCGGGCACGCGAUCUCUCGACGGCCACGUUGGUGUAUAUGAUUUUGCAACCACUUUUGAUAACUCCUCUAAGAUCGAAGGCAACCUAGACAACCUGGUCAACCAAAACUCACGCUUCUACGGUACUGCUACAUGGUCACAACGCAUGUAG